Molecule: messenger RNA, 1609 nt
Organism: Chlamydomonas reinhardtii
Lineage: Eukaryota; Viridiplantae; Chlorophyta; Chlorophyceae; Chlamydomonadales; Chlamydomonadaceae
Exons: 4
Coding region: 265-555 (96 amino acids)
Molecular function (GO): nucleic acid binding
Source: RefSeq, a predicted model, not a curated record
CCUACCAAGCAUGCGCUUCCUCGCCAGCCUAUUUCUCCGCUUCCCUCCUUCAAAACCUGUCUUAAGUUCCGUUCAAGUUUACUAGAAGCUCCGCUUAAAACCGCCCGCUUGGGCCUUUAAUAGCCUCAGAAAUGGCGGUCAAUUGAUAAUGUUUGCUCUGACCUUCACGGCUGCCUUUCUGUAAGGAUUAUUUCCGCUAGCUUACUCGCACAUUCAACUCAGCCAAGCAUACAACUCCACCCGGUUGCUACGUGAUGGGUGAUGAUGACCUCAACUCAUUGUAUCGCCAUGAAGGGUUACGGUGUGCCACAGCACAUGGCCGCCAUCCACACCCACGGCCCCAGUGCCGUGCAUCGGCGCUCCUUUGAGCCCGUCAAGUCCAUGACGGGCUGGACUCGUGAGAAGCCUGUGGAGACGGAGGCCGUGGACGCCAAGAAGGCAACUGCUGGGAAGGCUACUACUGCACGGAAGCGCAUGCAGUCAUCUGUGGACGCUGUGGUCGUUGCUGCACCUGCACAAAGCCAGCGGAGUGGCAAGCGCUCCAAGCGCAACUGAGCUCCUUAGCUUAGUGAUGUCCACGGCCGCCUCCAGCUCCAGGUGUGGAGCAAGCACACGGCUGUCCCAGGCGUUCCUACGCCUAGCCUGGUAGUUUUCUUGUCCAAAUGCCCUUUACACAUGCUGUACAUGUGUAACAGAUGCAUUGACUUCCAGUGCAAUCUAUAGAUGCAAUGGUUGUUAUUGCUUGCCUCUUAUGGCAGGUGUGACGGUGGGGGGGUGGGCUUGCGUUCAUUGUAGGGAAGGGACUGUCGCCCAGCAUGUGGAUGGUGCUGAUAAGCACUUGGAUAUGGGAUGUGUAUGGGGAACUCCAAGUUAGGGCUUUCGAUGUUACUGAUACUGCCAGUAUGAAGGAUGCGGGUGGGGACUAAACAGCCACAAGUACAGUACUACCAGCACAUGAUCAUAGUAGUGAUGAUGGGCUCUCAUACCGUACAGUGCCCUCCACAGGUGCGACAUGCCCCCAUGGUACUAGGGCCAUCUGUGGCUCUCGCCAACACGGCGUCCCCACACGCCGAAGCAAUGUGUUGAGUUUGCGCCUAGAACAGACGACCACUCAGGACGGUGUAAGAGGGCUAGAGGGCUAGUGCUGAGACCGGAUCAACUCAUCUAGCUCCCUACGUCAACGGACCUAGUCCAGACGGCUGGGGAGGACAGCAUCAACCUGUCCUCCAGACUCUGCACACACACGCUGCGGCACACACACGCCCAAUCACUCGCUAUCGCUAUCCAGGCACUGCCAUCAAUUCGGGUCAAUCCAGAGACGGCCUGCCCAGCGCAUGGCCAUGGCGGUGAUAAGUGGUGAUGAGGCGGUACGUUUGCAGCACAAAGGUCGGCCAGACCGUUCGUAAGUCGGGGCAGACAGCAGCACUGUUUGUAUCUUGCUGCAGUGUUCGGUAGGGAAAGUUCCAAAGGACGUGCAAGGGUUUGCAAGGUGUGAAGUGCAUAGGACAAGGAAUGGCGGGCCGCCACCAUUGCGCUGGCCUUAGGGCCAAGCUUAGGGCUCUUUAGCCGCCGACCAAGCAGCACUUGUAUCAUGUAAUUACGGUAUCCC